AUACAUACAGUAUUACUCAAGAAAGCAAUAAACUUUUCUUCAAAUAUUUCUCCUUCUUUUUCGAUUUCUAACUUGGUAUCAGAGCCAUAAGCUCUCAAUUUUUCUUUUAUCACUGCUAGGUUACUGAGUUGGAUUUUCAGAUCUAUUCCAGAUUUGAAACUUUGUCAUUGGGUUCUUUUCUCUUACAGAUUGGAUUGUUUAUUCUCAAUUCUCACGCCUUUUUUGAGAUUUUUUUUGAGUUGUAAUUUCAGUCUUGGCAUCUAUUUCUUCAUAUUUUUAGAGACUUUUUCAGUAUUAUGAGUUCUACUGAUUCUGUGGUGAGUUUUGAAAGAAUUGUGACUUAUCUUGCUGCCGCAAUGCUUGCCAAAGAGGACCCACAAACGGGACAACUUCUUGAAACUGGUUGCAAGGUGUCAUCUUUUGAUCAACCUCCACUUUUUACUAACCCUUCUAUUGAGCUAUUUCCUAGUGACUCAGAUGCAGAUACAUUUGAUGUGCUCCAUGAUGCCUCUCCACAUGCUCCACCUGGUUCUAUAGAAGAUGUUCUACUUGCUGGUAAUGCAUUAGACAAUGCUGAGUCUUCUUCCUUAACCUCUUUUGUAUCACUUGUUAGAUCUAACCCUAUUGAUAUUGAGCCUAAAAAAGAGAUCCUUAAUCCACCGUCAUCCUACUCGGAUGAAUUACAAGCCCUUGACAAAACUUGUACAUGGGAUUUAGUUGAUCUUCCUACUAGAAAGCCUUUAGUAAGUUGUAAAUGGGUGUACAAGAUCAAAACUCAGUCUAAUGGUUUUGUGAAACGAUACAAGGCUCGUUUGGUUGCUAAAGAUUUUACUCAGGAAUAUGGGAUUGUUUAUAAGGAAACCUUUGCACCUAUUGCUCAUUCUACUUCAAUUCAUAGUUUGAUUGUUAUUGCUGCUGCAAAAAGAUGGAAAUUGUUUCAAAUGGAUGUGAAAAAUGCCUUUCUAAAUGGUGAUCUUACAAAGGAAUUUUACAUGAAACCACCUCUUAGACUUGAGCAUCCUCCUCCAAACAAAGUUUGUCAAUUAAAGCGAGCUCUGUAUGGUUUGAAACAAGCACCUCGAGCUUGGUUUGUGAAGUUUAGUACUACCAUAAGUGAAUUUGGUUUUACUUCUAGUCCUUAUGAUACUGCACUGUUUAUACGCAAAACUAAUCAUGGUAUGGUUGUACUACUUCUUUAUGUUGAUGAUAUGAUCAGUACUGGGGAUGAUAUUUCAAGUAUUCAUGAUCUUAAGCAAUUUCUCAGUCAUAAGUUUGAGAUGAAAGAUCUUGGUGUUUUGAGCUUUUUCUUGGGACUUGAGUUCACCUCUUCUGAUGAUGGUUAUCUUCUCUCCCAAACAAAAUAUGCUUCUGAUCUUAUAUCAAAAGCUGGACUCACUAACAGUAAGACUGCAUCUACUCCUCUUGAGCCUAAUGUUCGACUUACAUCCAUAGAUGGUUCUGCAUUAGCUAAUCCUACUCGUUACAAACAGUUGGUUGAAAGUUUGAUUUAUCUCACUACAACACAAUCAGACACAGUUUAUGCAAUUCAUGUUAUUAGCUAGUUUACAACUAUGCCUCUCUUCACUCACUAUGCAGUGGUAUUUUGCAUUAUUCGGUAUAUUAAAGGUACCAUGUUUCAUGGACUUCACUUUUCUGCUUAUUCAUCUCUUGAACUUCGUGCUUACUCUGACACUGAUUGGGUUGGAGACUCUAAUGAUUGUAAAUCUACCACUGGAUAUUAUCUUUUUCUUGGUGAUUCCUUAAUCUCUUAGCGUAGCAAUAAUCAGACAGUUCCAUC
This is a messenger RNA of Rubroshorea leprosula, 1798 nucleotides long. Lineage: Eukaryota; Viridiplantae; Streptophyta; Magnoliopsida; Malvales; Dipterocarpaceae. The record is from the annotation of a GenBank genome assembly.